GCAGUUGAUAUUGUUACGCAGACGGAUUUGGAUGUUGAAGCGUUCGUGAAGGAUGAGAUUAACAGGAAAUAUCCGGAUCACAAGUAUGUCUUUCUCUUCCUUUCCUCUUUCCUCGUCGGAUGGACUUGUGGGUUGGGGUUGAGCUGAGUGAUGGGACAUGAGACAAAGGAGGUUGAGAUGAAUGAAAGCAAGACUUACAAACCCCCCAGAUUCAUCGGCGAAGAAACCUACUCCUCCGGCUCCUCAAAACAAUACCUGAUAGACAACUCACCAACCUGGGUUGUGGACCCCUUGGACGGAACAGUAAACUACACGCACCUAUUCCCCAUGUUCUGCGUUUCGAUCGGCUUUGUCCUCUCCGGUGUCCCUAUCAUCGGAGUAAUUUACCAACCUCUCCUCGAUACCGCUUAUUCUUCCUUGGUAGGAUAUGGAGCGUGGCAAGAUGAUGCGAGUGAAAAGAAAGAGAGGAAGAGGUUGCCGUUGGUUAAUAGUCCGAAGGCGGUGUUACCGAAAGAGGCGCCGAAAGGUUGUAUUUUUAGCUGUGAGUGGGGGAAGGAUAGGAGGGAUACGCAGGGGGGAAAUAUGUGGAGGAAGGUAAAUAGUUUUGUGAAUAUGGCGGCUGAGAUUGGAGGGCGUGGGGGAAAGGGAGGCAUGGUUCAUGGCGUAAGGAGUCUGGGAAGUGCGACGCUCGAUCUUGCCUACGUAGCAGCGGGAUCCUUUGACAUCUGGUGGGAAGGUGGAUGCUGGGAGUGGGACGUCGCAGCUGGGAUUGCGAUUCUGAGGGAAGCCGGGGGGCUCAUCACAUCAGCCAAUCCCCCGCCGAAUCCUGAGACCGACCCCAUUGAGGAGGUCAGACUAGGGAGUAGGCUGUAUUUGGCGAUUCGACCGGCGGGGGAUAGUGAUGGGGAGACGGGCAGGAAAGCGCAAGAGAGAGUGGUGAGAGAGACGUGGAAGAGGGUUCAGGGGCUGGAUUACUCACGGCCUGGGGCCUAAAGGAAUGGGUUGGAGGCUUGAUAUGUUUAUAGAUUGUUAAUUAAAAAAAACCUGAACUCCGUGCUAAAAUAUCC
Hyaloscypha bicolor E is the source of this 1067-nucleotide messenger RNA. Its product is annotated as protein qutG. Gene Ontology annotation, molecular function: inositol monophosphate 1-phosphatase activity. The transcript has 4 exons. Gene Ontology annotation, biological process: phosphatidylinositol phosphate biosynthetic process; inositol metabolic process; signal transduction. Bases 151 to 993 code for a protein of 280 amino acids. The record is from RefSeq and is a predicted model, not a curated record. Lineage: Eukaryota; Fungi; Ascomycota; Leotiomycetes; Helotiales; Hyaloscyphaceae.